AGAACUCAUUGACAUUAGCUUCUCCAACAAAGAACUGCGCUCUUUAACUUGCCUUUAGUUUCUCUCAUCAUUUUUUCUAUAUAUCAUGAAGAAUUAUAGUUUACCAAUCUUCAAUUGUUUGUUUCUCCUGCUUCUUCUAUAUUGGCAGCCAAUAUCUGUUACUACUCAAACUGGUGAAGAACCUGAGUUUAACUAUAUUGAAGGGAGUCCAAAAGGACCCGAACAUUGGGGAGAACUUAAGCCAGAAUGGAAACUGUGUAAGAUUGGGCGUCAUCAAUCUCCAAUUGAUAUAUUGUAUAAGGACGUACGAGUUAACAUAAAUCUAGGAGAUCUGAGAUUGAAUUAUAAGGUAUCUAAUGCAAUCAUAAAGAAUACAGACAGUUAUGUCGAGGUUGAAUGGGUAGGUGAUGCUGGAUCAAUUCAAAUCGAUUACAAGCAAUACAGCCUCUCUCAUUGCCAUUGGCACUCACCUGCAGAGCAUCUCAUCAAUGGUAAGAGGUAUGACUUGGAGCUGCAUGUGGUUCACGAAAACACGCCAAAUCAAGUUUCUGUUGUACGUGCCCAGUUUUACCAAAUUGGUGAGCCCGAUUCAUUCCUGACAAAGUUCACAGAGGAGCUAAAAACUUUGGUUAAUAAUAAGGGAGAGAGAGCCAUAGGGGUAAUAGAUCCUAUAGACACGAACACAAAUACAUUCAUGUAUUACAGAUACGAUGGAUCACUUACAACACCUCCUUGUAAUGAAAGUGUUACUUGGAUCGUCAAUGGAAAGAUAAAUACUGUCUCCAGCAAACAAUUACAGUUACUUCGUGAAGCUAAUUUCGAUUUCCGUGGAGAGGAUAACGCAAGGCCUGUACAGGCUCUCAAUGACCGGAAAAUCUUCCUAUGGUGAAGGUCAUUAUACUGUAGUAAAGCAAUUCUUCCUCUAUGGCAAGAAAAGAGUUAUUCUACUGUAAUAAAGUAAUUCUUCCUCCA
This is a messenger RNA of Quercus lobata, 972 nucleotides long. Its product is annotated as alpha carbonic anhydrase 7-like. The transcript is spliced from 8 exons. Gene Ontology annotation, molecular function: zinc ion binding; carbonate dehydratase activity. Bases 86 to 889 code for a protein of 267 amino acids. Gene Ontology annotation, biological process: one-carbon metabolic process. Lineage: Eukaryota; Viridiplantae; Streptophyta; Magnoliopsida; Fagales; Fagaceae. The record is from RefSeq and is a predicted model, not a curated record.